Talaromyces rugulosus is the source of this 1554-nucleotide messenger RNA. RefSeq lists its product as uncharacterized. The transcript is spliced from 3 exons. Gene Ontology annotation, cellular component: membrane. The record is from RefSeq and is a predicted model, not a curated record. Bases 1 to 1554 code for a protein of 517 amino acids. Gene Ontology annotation, molecular function: transmembrane transporter activity. NCBI's taxonomy places the organism in Eukaryota, Fungi, Ascomycota, Eurotiomycetes, Eurotiales, Trichocomaceae. Gene Ontology annotation, biological process: transmembrane transport.
AUGACGAUCGAGAUGACGUCCUCGGCCGACGCUGCUCUCGAGCGCAUGGGCUACAAGAGCGAGCUGCCACGGCACCUGGGCAUGCUGAGCGUGCUGGGCCUGUCGUUUGCCAUCAUGGCCGCCCCCUUUGGCCUCAGCACCACCCUAUACAUCACGCUACAAGACGGCCAGUCCGUGACCGUGAUCUGGGGCUGGGUGUUUGUCACGCUGAUUUCCAUCGCCAUCGCCGCCUCGCUCGCCGAGAUCUGCGCCGUGUAUCCAACUGCCGGCGGCGUGUACUACUGGAGCGCCAUGCUCUCGACGCGCGAGUGGGCGCCGCUCAUGUCGUUUAUCGACGGCUGGCUGACGCUCGUGGGCAACUGGACGGUCACACUGAGCAUCAACUUUUCCGGCGCGCAACUGAUUCUGAGUGCGAUUUCGCUGUGGAAUGAGGAUUUUGUGGCGAAUGAGUGGCAGACCAUUCUCAUGUUUUGGGCAGUGAUUGGCGUGUGUGCGCUGGUGAAUAUCUUUGCGUCAAAGUGGCUGGAUUGGAUUAAUAAGUUGUGUAUUGCCUGGACGGCGGCCAGUGUGGUUAUUAUCUUGGUGACGCUGUUGACCAUGGCGGACCACCGGCGCUCGGGCGAGUUUGUUUUUGCGCAUUAUGAUGCGUCGGCCAGUGGGUGGCCCUCUGGCUGGGCCUUUUUCGUCGGCCUGCUGCAAGCAGCAUAUACGCUGACCGGCUACGGCAUGGUCGCCGCCAUGUGCGAAGAAGUGCAAAAUCCUCAUCUCGAAGUGCCACGCGCCAUUGUCCUCUCCGUCGUCGCCGCCGGUAUUACAGGGCUCGUCUACCUGAUCCCCGUGCUCUUCACUUUACCGCCUGUGGACGUGUUACUCGCCGUCGCCAACGGCCAACCCAUCGGCCUCGCCUUCAAAACCGUCACUGGCUCCGCCGCCGGCGGCUUCGGCCUGCUGUUUUUGAUCUUGGGGAUUAUGAUGUUUGCCGCAAUCGGCUCGCUGACAGCUGCAAGCCGGUGUACCUAUGCCUUUGCGCGCGACGGCGCGAUCCCCGGGUUUCGCAUUUGGUCCAAAGUCAACAAGACCCUGGACGUGCCCGUCAACGCUGUGAUUCUGUCCACGCUAGUGGAUUGUCUCUUAGGUCUGAUUUAUUUCGGAUCUAGCGCUGCAUUCAACUCGUUUACGGGCGUGGCGACCAUCUGUUUGUCGACUUCGUACGGCGUGCCCAUUUUGAUUUCUGUGAUUCGCGGCCGUCGCGCUGUGAAGAACUCUCCCUUUUCGUUGGGAAGGUUUGGGUAUGCGAUUAAUGUUACGACUGUCUGCUGGGUGGCCUUUUCUGUAGCCCUGUUUUGUAUGCCUGUGGCACUGCCUGUUACGGCAGGUGGAAUGAAUUAUGCGAGUGUGGUUUUUGCAGGGUUUGCAGCCAUUAGUGUGUUGUGGUAUUUUGCGUAUGCGCGAAAGAAGUUCACGGGCCCGCCGGUGAUGGUGGAUGAUGAUGAUGUUGUUGUUGGCGGUGUUGUGGAUGUUGGAGGAGGGGUGGAGAAGGGGAGGCUUGUGUAA